This is a messenger RNA of Phodopus roborovskii (desert hamster), 4988 nucleotides long. It is a transcript of the gene Ube3b, whose product is annotated as ubiquitin protein ligase E3B. Gene Ontology annotation, biological process: ubiquitin-dependent protein catabolic process; protein polyubiquitination. The transcript has 28 exons. The record is from RefSeq and is a predicted model, not a curated record. Lineage: Eukaryota; Metazoa; Chordata; Mammalia; Rodentia; Cricetidae. Gene Ontology annotation, molecular function: protein binding; ubiquitin protein ligase activity. The coding region runs from base 285 to 3491 and encodes 1068 amino acids.
CGGAACUGGAUAAUCGCUCCUAGGCGGAGUCCGGAGCAUAACACCCGGGGCAUGAUGGCGGCCGGGCUUCGGCCGCUGCCCCGGGUUCGGCUGAACUCGGGGAAAGCGGGCUGAGGCGGCGGCUGCUGCGGCCCGGACCCCGAGCGUCGGGGCCUCGAACGGAUAAAGACCUCCGGCCAGCGGAAAACCAACUCCUCUGAAGCCAGAGCUGUGCAAGGUCACUGAUGGUCACCUAGCGUCUUCGCUGUAAGGCAGGUCCUCAGGGUUCGUGCCGGUUUGCAGACAUGUUCACCGUAUCUCAGACCUCCAGAGCAUGGUUCAUUGACAGAGCUCGGCAGGCACGGGAAGAAAGGCUGGGGCAGAAGGGGCGGGAGCGCUCCGCUGUGAUCAUUCAGGCUCUUGUCCGCAGCUUCCUCUGCCGGAGGCGACUGCACAGGGGCAUCAGGAGAGAGAUUGAUGAGUUUUUCAGCACGGAUGACUCUGGCUCCAGUAAAAGAAGUGCACUAUGUAUUUUUAAGAUUGCCAGGAAGCUGCUGUUCAUAUGCAAAACUAAAGAGGACCAUGAGAGACUGGAGAAGUUGUGCCGUAGCAUCCUGAGCAGCAUGGAUGCAGAGAAUGAGCCAAAGGUAUGGUACGUGUCCCUGGCUCUUUCCAAGGACCUCACUCUGCUAUGGAUCAAGCAGAUCAAAAGCAUCCUGUGGUACUGCUGCGAGCUUCUUGAACAGCUCAAGCCGGAAAUCUUACAAGACUCCAGGCUCAUCACACUACACCUCACCAUGCUUGUCACCUUCACAGACACUUCAACGUGGAAGAUUCUCCGGGGAAAAGGUGAGAGCCUUCGGCCAGCCCUGAACCACAUUUGUGCAAAUAUAAUGGGCCAUCUCAACCAGCGUGGAUUUUACUCUGUGUUACAGGUACUGCUGACCCGAGGCCUGGCCAGAUCCCGGCCCUGUCUGUCCCCAGGCACGCUAACGGCGGCCUUCUCUCUGGCCUUGCGCCCUGUAGUUGCUGCACAGUUCUCAGACAAUCUGAUGCGACCGUUUGUCAUCCACAUCAUGUCGGUACCUGCUCUGGUGACUCAUCUCAGCACGGUGGCCCCUGAGCGUCUCAGUGUUUUAGAAUCCCAUGACAUGCUUCGCAAAUUCAUCGUCUUUCUAAGAGACAGAGACCGAUGCCUCGAUGCUUGUGAAAGUUUAGAAGGCUGCCAUACGCUGUGUCUCAUGGGUAACAUCCUCCACUUGGGCUCCCUCAACCCCAAGGUGUUAGAGGAAGAAACAGACGGGUUUGUCAGCUUGCUCACGCAGAUGCUGUGCUACUGCCAGAAGUACGUGUCCCAGAAGAAGUCCAACCUCACCCACUGGCACCCUGUGCUCGGCUGGUUUUCCCAGUCUGUGGACUACGGCCUCAACGAGUCCAUGUACCUGAUCACCAAACAGCUGCAGUUCCUGUGGGGGGUGCCCUUCAUCCGCAUUUUCUUCUGUGACAUCCUCAGCAAGAAGCUGCUGGAGCACCCUGAACCCGCCCCUGCGCAGCCGUCCUCCCCACAGAACGUGCUCCCAGUGAAGAGUCUCCUCAAACGAGCAUUUCAGAAGUCGGCCUCAGUUCGGAACAUCCUCAGGCCUGUCGGGGGCCGGCGUGUAGACUCCGCUGAGGUGCAGAAGGUCUGCAGCAUCUGUGUCCUCUACCAGACCUCACUGACGACUCUCACCCAGAUCCGCCUGCAGAUCCUCACAGGGCUUACAUACCUCGAUGACUUGCUGCCCAAGCUGUGGGCAUUUAUCUGUGAGCUGGGGCCUCACGGAGGGUUAAAGCUCUUCUUGGAAUGCUUGAACAAUGACACCGGAGAGUCCAAGCAGCUCCUGGCCAUGCUGAUGCUGUUCUGUGAUUGUUCCCGGCACCUCAUCACCAUCCUCGAUGACAUUGAAGUGUAUGAAGAGCAAAUCUCAUUCAAGCUGGAAGAACUAGUCACCAUCUCCUGUUUCCUCAAUUCCUUCGUGUUUAAGAUGAUCUGGGACGGGAUCGUAGAGAACGCCAAGGGAGAGACCUUGGAGCUGUUCCAGUCCGUCCACGGGUGGCUGAUGGUGCUGUAUGAGCGCGACUGCCGGCGGCGCUUUGCUCCUGAGGACCACUGGCUUCGAAAGGAUCUCAAGCCCGGCGUGCUCUUCCAGGAACUUGACAGGGACCGCAAGAGGGCUCAGCUGAUCCUGCAACACAUCCCCCAUGUUGUUCCUCACAAGAAUAGAGUCCUCCUGUUCCGGAAUAUGGUUACCAAGGAGAAAGAGAAGCUGGGGCUUGUGGAGACCAGCUCUGCCUCCCCUCACGUCACUCACAUCACUGUCCGAAGGUCCCGGAUGCUGGAGGACGGCUACGAACAGCUUCGCCAGCUCUCCCAGCAUGCCAUGAAGGGUGUGAUCCGAGUGAAGUUCGUCAACGACCUUGGGGUGGAUGAAGCUGGCAUCGACCAGGAUGGUGUCUUUAAGGAGUUUUUGGAGGAGAUCAUCAAGAGGGUGUUUGACCCAGCACUCAAUCUGUUCAAGACAACCAGCGGAGAUGAGAGGCUCUACCCCUCACCCACAUCCUACAUCCAUGAGAACUACCUGCAGCUCUUCGAGUUUGUGGGGAAGAUGCUGGGGAAGGCAGUCUAUGAGGGCAUCGUGGUGGACGUGCCCUUUGCCUCUUUCUUCCUGAGCCAGAUGCUCGGGCACCACCAUAGCGUCUUCUACAGCUCUGUGGAUGAGCUCCCGUCACUGGACUCAGAGUUUUAUAAAAACCUCACCUCCAUCAAGCGCUAUGAUGGAGACAUCGCUGACCUCGGGCUGACACUGUCUUACGAUGAAGACGUCAUGGGUCAGCUUGUCUGCCAUGAACUGAUUCCUGGAGGGAAAACCAUUCCUGUUACAAAUGAAAAUAAAAUUAGCUACAUCCAUCUGAUGGCACAUUUUCGAAUGCACACGCAAAUCAAGAACCAGACAGCUGCUCUCAUUAGUGGUUUCCGUUCUAUUAUUAAGCCUGAGUGGAUCCGAAUGUUCUCUACCCCUGAGCUUCAGCGUCUCAUCUCUGGGGACAACGCCGAGAUCGACCUGGAGGAUUUAAAGAAGCACACGGUGUACUACGGAGGCUUCCAUGGGAGCCACAGGGUCAUCAUCUGGCUCUGGGAUAUUCUGGCUUCUGACUUCACACCCGAUGAAAGAGCCAUGUUCCUGAAGUUUGUGACCAGCUGCUCCAGACCCCCACUCCUAGGAUUUGCCUACCUCAAGCCUCCCUUCUCCAUCCGCUGUGUGGAAGUGUCAGAUGACCAGGACACUGGGGACACCCUGGGAAGUGUGCUCAGGGGCUUCUUCACCAUCCGCAAGCGGGAGCCAGGUGGACGUCUGCCCACGUCUUCCACUUGCUUCAACCUGCUCAAGCUGCCCAACUACAGCAAGAAAAGUGUCCUCCGAGAGAAACUGCGCUACGCCAUCAGCAUGAACACAGGAUUUGAGCUCUCCUAGCCCAGCCCCAGUCCGAUCUUACCCACCUGCCCUCUAGAGCACCCAGAGGACGGAGCCCUCAGGCUCCUGGAGGUGACAUGCUCCCAGGGGUGUGGCCAGCCUACUUGAGUCCUCAGACACUCUCAAUAGCCAUGAGAUGCCCAGGUGUGGGAUGCUGUGUAGCAUGCUCAGCGUGCUGGGGAGUGCUGUUGAAAUGAGCCCCUGGUUAUCCCCCUGUGCGCCCCUUCCUGCCUUCUAGCAGAGGGGCUCCCAGUGGUUCUGUGAGGCUUUCUUCCUCUGCCCUCUGAGUACACACAGCCUGUGCCUGUGGGCUCCUCCUUCCGUUCUGAAAACUCAGGUAAGGCCUCGUCGCCAAGCCUCUAUGCACGGCAGAGUCCCUGCCUCUACCCUGCCCACAGCAGCCUCUUCCCAGGCCAUCAAAGCCAGCUCAUGCCGGGGAGGCUGCCCAGCACAGUUCAGGGUCUCCUACAGGGGAGCAGGUGUCCCACACCUCAACCCUCCCUCCCAAGUCCUCAGCAGGCCAUGCAGUCAGGGGACCCUUGCUGUCAGGCCCUGCCCUGUGCAUUGGUACCCUAGCUUAGGACAGAAACUUGCCACCCUGGAGAGCUGAGCUGCCCCAUUUCUGAGUACCCAGAGCCUACUGGCUCUGCGUGCCUGCUCUCCUCGUCACCUUACAGAGAAACACAAGAGCUACAGCAUCUGUCACCUGGGCCGUGCUUUGUUCCAGGAACUGCAAAGCCGGUCCCGUCCCAUGCACAGGGGCCCUUCUGCACUGAGAGGCCUCGCAGGCUGAGGUGUGUCCAAACGCCUUGGCCGCCGCCGUUGGCUGCGCUCCGUUUCGGACUUCAUUCUGUUUUCCCACCUAUCGUGCUCCUGGGCCCUCCUUUCCCCUUUUAUCAUAAGAACUUUCUCGAGGUUCUGGAUGCUGAGGCAGAGGCUCUGGGCUCAGUGUCUCUUGUCUCAUCAAGUUCUUACACCCUCCACCCUGGUAGAGGCCAGGAGCCCUGGUCUCUUCUCCACUCUGUGGAGCCAGCUUAGGGCUAAUAGCGUUCACAGCAAGUAAACACCUUCCAUCAGGAACCUGUACGGGAAAGUGGGCGUGUCCUGUUCCCACUUCAGCAAGAAGCUAUGGCUUGAAGCGUGGAAGGGUGGCAAGGUCCUUGGAAGAUGUCUGGCGCCAUGUGUGUCCUCAGCUUGCCCACAGGUCCCUGUGCCCUGUGCACCAAUAACACGGAGCCUGAGAAUUACAACAGGGCCAUGGGGAGUGGGUCUCCCCAAUAUCAACGUGACCUGUUUGAUUUUGACCUAGGGUUGCUGUAGUUCACUUCAAGCCUGCUUCCCAGAAGUUGCAAUGUCAUACUAUCCAAGCGCCAAGUCUGUCUUAGCUGGUGGUCACUGGCACCCUGUUGGCUCCAAAGUGGGAGUGGGACCUCUGUUUUGUAGGUAACUUGUGGACUAAGAUAUGUCAGGGCUCUAUUAAAUUUGUACUUGAGCAUA